This is a messenger RNA of Fusarium sp. VM40, 1836 nucleotides long. The record is from the annotation of a GenBank genome assembly. Lineage: Eukaryota; Fungi; Ascomycota; Sordariomycetes; Hypocreales; Nectriaceae.
AUGGCCAACCCGGAGACGCAAACAAGUUCCAUAGCUUCCCUUGGAUAUGAACAAAGUUUGUCACGACUACCCGAUUCAAGUGCUAACACGAAGUCUCUUAAGCAGGAUUACGAAUCUUCGACGCCCACCAUGGGCUACAUGGAUAUGGCGACGCACACUGGAGAAAUGAGAUACCCACAAGAGGCCAGUACUUCUUUGACGAUAGAGCCCACCCAGCCUUCGUCACUCUUAAACUUGUUCCAUCCGCCGGUUCUCAGCUCCACUGCGCAGUACCCCCAGGACGGAGGUGCCUUUUUCCAGUCUCAACAGACUGGCCAUCAUCAUCUCUAUCCGGGUAUUGACAUCCGCUCUCGUCUGGGCUCCAACACCGCAUCAACAACGGGGAUGGCACAUCCCUUUCCCCCUUCACAUCGUACCCCAGGUCUCCCACAUCCUGGUCCUCAGCUCAGUACUCGAGAACAGUACACCUCCGCCACGCCGGGGUUUAGGAGGCCUUCCGAGCAUUCUGUACGAUCGCCUUCCUUUGCCGCACAGCCUAGAGGAAGGCAUCCAUUGUCGCCAACUACAAGCCCCAAUACAGUUUUCUCGGCCCCAAGCAUGGGUUCUAGCGGGUAUGGAAGCCGGCCGGCUGUAAACAAUAUUCCUCCCCUACAGCCAGUUCAAAUGUUGGGAAGUCUUCAGUACAACGACGGCGCAGGGACGCCUUGCAAGGUGGACAUACAGGGUGUCAUCGACAAAGGGUUUUUCUUGUCGGAGAACGAAUGGACAUGUUACCGCAGGAACUACUUUUCCUGCAUUUGCUCCUUUUCAUUGAGCCCUCAUAUCCCUAGCGUCUCCAUUCAGUUUACUGCGUCUGGCUCAACGCAACCUUCCCAAGUCUAUGGAUUUGCUAUGUCUAUCUCGGCAGUUGUCUCCGAUAACGAACAGCACAAUAUCGAGCUGGUACAGCACACACCAAAGAGAGACAAGGGUCCCAUUAUGAAGCCUGAAAGGGUUCGACUCAACAACAAGCCUCCCCAAUCAAGUCAUCACCACCACAUAGGCAUGUUCACAGACUCAGUCGUACCCAGUCGCCCUGUAUACCCCGAUAACUUUAACGGCCAGCCCGGUGGUCAGCAGCUGCCAACAGAGCACACGUUCGAGCGCAUCCAGUUCAAGCAAGCCACACAGAACAACGGAAAACGCAGAGCUGCUCAACAAUACUACCAGCUGGUUGUCGAGCUAUGGGCUGAUGUCGGUCCUCAGACUGGCGGUGAUCAGUUCGUUAGGAUAGCGACACGGAAGUCUGCAAAGAUGAUCGUCCGGGGACGCUCCCCAGGACACUAUCAGAACGACAGACGUGGAAGUCAAAGCAGUGGACCGGGAGGCUCUUCAGGUAAUGUCGGCGGUUACCCUGUCGGCGGCAUGGCCGAUUUCAAUACCUCGAUGAUGGGAGGGCCAGGCUAUGCCCCUGGCGGUUUCGAUGCUCGUGGAAGCCUCUACGGUGUACGCCAUCAUGACAUCCCACCCGAAUCGAUGAUCCCACAAGAAGACUCGAAGGCUAUUGGAACGACUCGGGAGUACCAAUACUACCCAGGACCUCUGUAUGAAAGCCAAAGCGACCGAAUUGACCUGUUCAACCCGCGUACGGACCGCGAUAACGUUGUGCCACACAUGGCCACAGGAAUGGACGUGAAUGGUAAGAUCAAGCCAGACUACGACGGCGCCGCUCUACCCAGCAUUUUCCAUCCCUCAGGCCAACUAAAUGACCGCCCACCAGGACCUUUCGAAGGCAAAUCGACAUCGAGCGGCUACUAUCCAAUCCCCUCAUCGGGAAUCAACAUGACCAUAACAUGA